Molecule: messenger RNA, 2249 nt
Organism: Rosa rugosa (rugosa rose)
Lineage: Eukaryota; Viridiplantae; Streptophyta; Magnoliopsida; Rosales; Rosaceae
Product: auxilin-related protein 1
Exons: 9
Coding region: 216-1925 (569 amino acids)
Biological process (GO): clathrin coat disassembly; clathrin-dependent endocytosis
Cellular component (GO): intracellular membrane-bounded organelle; vesicle; cytoplasm
Molecular function (GO): clathrin binding
Source: RefSeq, a predicted model, not a curated record
AAAAAAAAAAAAAAAGACCAAGAAUUUGAUUGCUCUUGGUGGCAUAGGUCGUGGUCCGCCACUUACAAAUUUGCUCCAAAACAGAGAUACCCAGAUUCCCAUCUUCAUCCAAAUCCCCCGAAAACGAUCCAAGCUCGCAUCUUUUUCUUCUUCCCUCAAUACCCAAUUCCCGCCAAUUCGUCCCCAAUCGCACCCACUUUCAAUCCCUUUCGAACAUGGACGAAUUCGGUGUUUUGACGGAGAGGUUUGGCCUGAAACGGCAAGGCAAAUCGGCGCCGAUGGCCGCAUCCAGAAGAGCAACACCCACCAACAACCCCCAAACGACGUCGUAUGCAUCCUCCUCAAGAUCUUCCGCUAAUUCCAAUUCCAAUUCCAAUUCCGCCUACGCUUCUUUUCUCGACGAUCAAACCGGCUUCUUCUCCCAAUCGAGCUCUACCCAAAACACGGCCGGCUCCGGCGGAUUCAACGAUUACGUCGGAAUCUUCGGCGGCGGAGUCACUAGACCCGCACAUCAGCAAUCCCAAGGCUCCGACUUUAAUUUGGAUUCCAUGUUUUCGGGUUCGGGUGCCAAUACGUCGUCGUUUGACGACGGCUUUGAUGUGUUUGGGAGCUCCGGUGGUUCGGUUAAUAGUAAUGUGGAGGAAGAUGACUUUUUCGGGUCGUUUUCUUCGGCUUCGAAACAGAGUGCAGCUCCGAGCAAUGACCUGCUGGGUGAUCUCGGUGGAGUAGCAAGGAAAUUGCAGAGUACGAGCAAUAGUAAUAGAAAUGGGAAUACGACCGGAACGCCGGCGAACAAUGCAGCUGAUUCUGAUGAUUUGUUACCUGGCUUUGGUGUUAGCAAUGCUUCCAAUAGUGGAACUUACACAGACGAAAGUCGUACUCAGCAAUCAACUGUUAAUUCAACUAAGUCAAACUUCAGUUCACCAAUGGAUGACCCUUUUGUGGUCUUAGAAUCAGUUUCAAGUUCGACACCAGCAGAUUCCUUAGAUUAUCUUUCAGAACUGGAACAAUUCAGUAAGAUGAGUAAUUCUGGAGGCGCGAACCAGGGUGGUUCAUCAAAUAGUUCUACAAAACUGAAAGCGCCCCCAAAACCAGCUCAAGUUUCAAAGGAAAGGAGCUCUGGUGUGUCUUCUAUAGAUGAUCUUGAGAAAUUUGCCAGUGCUGGGGUGCCAAAUAGUGCUCCCAGAGUUCCUUCUCGUAACGAAGGGGUAGAAUCCUCAGCCACUAGACAUGGUAAAUCAAGUGGAGAUGAUCUAGAUUUCAUGUUGAGCACAGGUUUUCGAUCUAGCAGUGUACCGAAGUCAAGGGUUAAAAAUGCGGACCCAAUAUUUGAUGCACAGACGGACAACAGAGGAGGGCCUAGGCCCCAAAGGACAUCUUCUAGGACCUCAGGUAGCAUGAAGAAGUCCCCUUCUGCAAGUGGUAUCUUUGAUGACCUCUUUUCAAUGGAUGGAGCUUCCCCAAUGGUUGCAGAAUUUGAGGAAGUUGACGGUGAAAGUGAAGAAAGACGAAAAGCCAGAUUGGGACGGCACCAGAGAACAAAGGAACGCGCGUUGCAAGCAGUGGCAGAUAUGAACCAACGCGAUUUGCGUACUCAGCAGGAGCAGGAAGAGAGGCGUAGAAUUGCUGAGGCUAUGGAUGCUAAAAUAAAGGGAUGGGCUGCAGGGAAAGAAGGGAAUAUGCGUGCACUAUUGUCUUCAUUGCAAUCCGUUCUUUGGCCUGACUGUGGAUGGGAGCCAGUUUCACUCACAGAUUUGAUUACUUCUGGUUCAGUUAAAAAGGUUUACAGAAAGGCCACAUUGUGUGUCCAUCCAGAUAAGGUUCAACAGAAAGGAGCUAGUCUUCAACAAAAAUAUACUGCAGAGAAGGUUUUUGAUAUUCUUAAGGAAGCUUGGACCAAGUUCAACAAGGAGGAACUUUCUUAGUAUUUGUGAUGAUUUAUUCUUUGAGCUUCCAUUUAACAUUAAUGAGAGGCUCCUCCAUUGGGAAGGAAGAUGCAUAUGUUGUGCGAGUAGAAAUGCUGGUCUGAAGCUGUAAAGCGUCACGGGAUGAAUUUUGCUUCUGUUUUCUUUUACAAAUUUACAAGGACUUCAUUUAUUUAUUUUUGUAAAAUCAUCAGUAAGGAAUACUACUUUUCUUGGCUUUGUAUAUUAAUAGUAGUUUUCACACGGAGGUUGUUAUUAGAGUGGAUACAUUUACGGAGGUCCCUUAUAGUCAUGAUAUCGAGCCCUGCUUCAGUUUUUCCUUCC